This is a messenger RNA of Thermothielavioides terrestris NRRL 8126, 411 nucleotides long. RefSeq lists its product as uncharacterized. The transcript is spliced from 3 exons. The record is from RefSeq and is a predicted model, not a curated record. NCBI's taxonomy places the organism in Eukaryota, Fungi, Ascomycota, Sordariomycetes, Sordariales, Chaetomiaceae. The coding region runs from base 1 to 411 and encodes 136 amino acids.
AUGGGGUUCGGCAUCGUCGGAUUUCCCUCGCGACGCGAGGAGGACGAGCGGACGGGCUAUCCAACGAAUCGACACGAGACGGCUUUGAAUACCACCGACGACACCACAGAUCGGUCCGCCGCUGUCACCACAUGCGACGGCUCGAGUUACGAAAAUCGCGCAAGCCCCGCAUCGCCGCUGGUUGAGGACUGCCUGAAGUUCCGCGACAUUGUUUCUGGGCCCGGAACAUGCGGGCGGGACGGGGAGGCGUCCUACUUCAAGGUUGGCAACAACAACAUCCGGGCGCUGAUCGCCGAUUCCAUCGACCAGUUCAGGUGGGCAGACAAUGGCGUCGAUCGCGUCGCAGCGAAGGGGUUUAUGUCCUGCGACCCGGAUGGACUUCAGAGUGGGUGGGGGAUCUAUCACACUUGA